GAAAGAACUGAGACUGAGACAGAAAGGGAGGAGCCGGAGAGAUUAGAGAGGAAGAACGCAGAAACUUAGCAGCAAUGGCUUGUUGUUCACAACUGCUCGGAGCUUCGUCUGCCAGUAUUACUAACCUGCGCUUCCGUGCGCCUCCAAAGAGUGGUUUAUUCAUCUUCCCUAAACCUUCAUCUUUAUCUGUGCCUAAUCAUCAGCAUAGAUGCAGAACCUCUCUCCCGGUUUCAACAAUGGCAAAGAAGAGGAGCGAAGAAGCUUCAGUUCAGCAACAAGCAAACUCUAGAACAGAGAAGCCAGUAGAAGAAGAGGAGGAGGAAGUAGAGGAAGACUUGCCGUGGAUUCAGGAGAAGGCCAUGGACCUGGUGGAGUUCACAGGUUCCGUAACGCAGGCCAUUCCCGGGCCGAGAGUCGGUGGAAGCUCCUUGCCUUGGAUUCUGGCAAUUCCGCUAGCUUAUGCAGGAAUCACUUUUGUUAUCGCAUUCGCUAACACCGUCAGGAAGUUCAAUUCUCCCAGGGAGAAAAGGAAGAAAUUGGUGAACAAAAAUGCCAUGCUAUGCAAAUCAAUUGAUGAACUGUUUCAGAAAGGGAGGGAUGAAGUUCAGCAUUCAUCUCUCAAGGGGCUUAUGCAAAAGACAGGUUUUGACAUGGUGGAAGUUUUGCGGAAGUACAUUCGGUAUGCGAUGAAUGAAAAACCCUUCAAUGCUGACUUGGUUGCUGACCUAAUUCAACUCAGAAAAGCUUCUAUGUUGGAUGAUGCCCAGGUUGCUGAAAUUUUAAAUGAGAUCUCAAGACGGAUUGUGCGAGAAAAAGGUCCAGUAGUAAUGGAUAUGUCAGGAUACUCGGAAAAGGGUUUAAAACGAAAGCUUGCUGUUCAGGCCCUUUUUGGGAAGAUAUUUUAUCUAUCUGAGCUGCCAGAGUUCUGUUCGAGGGACAGCUCCUUAAUUGUCAAGGAAAUAUUUGGUGUUACAGAUGAAGAUCUUGACACUCUUCGAAUACAUACUUUCUCCAAUGAUGGGGAUGUUGAUUCAAUUCAGAAGAUGGUAGAUAGUCAAGAAUCAGGGGAAUCCAGUGACGAUUCAUCCAAUGCUUCACGAGAUUGAUUAUGUAAUUCUGGGAGUGUAGAAGCAGGGGGCAAAUUGCAGUGUUGGGCUUAGUUUAGCAUGGGGAGAAUUAGAAGAGUAAUUUGGGGGUUUAGCCCCACAGAAAGAUGGUCUUAUAUAUUAUGUAGUUCAGGAGAUUUUGUUUUUUCUUAUAAGCAGUUCAGAAGAAGAUAAUGUGAGAAGAAAAUUUUGGCGAGUUCUAUUUUUUUUUUCAUGGUAAUACAUUCUGUGAGCUUGAAAUACUAAAUGGAUGGUCUCAUCUUGCUUUUGUAUUCAGAAAACACUGGUUCAAUCUCUUUAAUGCAGUUGGGUAAAUUCCCAGAAUGCACUUGCUUGUGAAAAUUUCAUACA
Nelumbo nucifera (sacred lotus) is the source of this 1457-nucleotide messenger RNA. RefSeq names its product ribosomal RNA small subunit methyltransferase J. Gene Ontology annotation, cellular component: chloroplast thylakoid membrane; chloroplast envelope. Lineage: Eukaryota; Viridiplantae; Streptophyta; Magnoliopsida; Proteales; Nelumbonaceae. The record is from RefSeq and is a predicted model, not a curated record.